AGCUCAGGCUCACCUCCCUCAACUCAACUGCCGUUCGUCGCUGGUGGCUGUCCGCGGUGUCCGAGAAUAGGACGUGGCUCCAGGGUGGUCCAGACCCUGGAAGGGCCCCUCUUCAAAGGGCCCCAUGUUUCCAGAGUGUUCCAGAAGCAUGUGGCGGCAGGCCCGCAUGGCUCAGGAGAGCAGGUGCUGGGAGACCUGGGUGAGGACAGGCGGGCCCAGGCUUAGCCGGUGGCCCCGAGGGGCGCCCUUGCCCACUGUGAUGUUAGCAGUGCCCAGGUCUCUCCUGUAGCACCCUGAGUGCAGUCACUAAGGCAUUCAGUCAGCGUGGGUGAAAUGGAGGCAGGACAUGGACCCCUGAAAUCCUGUCAUUGCCACAGGGACUGCCCAGAGCAGCUGCAAGUGGGGCCAGCAGGAAUGAGGAGGAGGUGGCCUGGGUAUGGGGGACUUUGUGCAUCCUGAUUUGGAACCCAGGGGAGUAGCAGGUUUGGGGCUAUGAUGAGGAGAGACCUAGGGGUCGCUUGAUGGAGACAAAAGGGACAGAAAGAGGCAGGAGCUUCAGGCACCACUGGAUGCCCCCUCUAGCCUGAGGGACUGAGACUUAGUCCAGGGGCACUAGGGAGCCAUGGGAGGGUUGGGAGCAGAGGUGAGGCAGAAUCAAACUCCAGUGAGAGGCCAGCUGGCCAAAUCCAGGCUGAUGUGGCAAGAACAGCAGCUGUCCAGGGCCAUGUGGGUGCCAGACACAGCCCCCCGCUUCCCAGAAGAGGCCACGCAGAGCCGAGGCAGGAUGAAGGAUCCAAGGAGGGCAUCUUAGGCAGAGACCUGGGCAUGGGAGCGGACCACAGCUCAGAGUGGCUGGAGCAUCACAUGCAAUUUGGGGUGCUGAGGAGUGCUCAGGCAGCUGGUCCUUUACCCAUCCCUCCCCCUGAAGGAGGGAGGCUGGUAGCUUUCUCAGCAGCUGCGCAGCAGUGAGGGUGGCUCAUGGACCUGCCCGAGAGCCCGGUGGGCAGCCCUACUGCAGAAAUGUACCUCUGGGAGCAGCCUGAGGAGGCAAGUCUGGGAACGCCGCUCAGCUUGGAGGAGCAAGUACUCAACUCCACAUUCGAAGCCUGUGAUCCCCACAGGACAGGCACUGUGGCUGUGGCCCAGGUACUGGCCUACCUGGAGGCCGUGACAGGCCAGGGACCCCAGGAUGCACGCCUCCAAACAUUGGCUAACAGCCUGGACCCCAAUGGGGAGGGCCCUAAGGCCACCGUGGACUUGGACACUUUUCUGGUUGUCAUGCGUGACUGGAUUGCUGCCUGUCAGCUGCAUGGGGGAUUAGAGCUAGAAGAGGAGACCGCCUUCGAGGGAGCCCUGACCUCCCAGCAACUGCCAUCUGGAUGCCCAGAAGCUGAGGAGCCAGCCAACUUGGAGAGCUUUGGAGGCGAAGACCCCAGACCUGAGCUGCCAGCCACCGCUGACCUGCUGAGCAGCCUGGAGGACCUGGAGCUCAGCAACCGCCGUCUGGCUGGGGAGAAUGCCAAACUCCAGCGGAGCGUGGAGACGGCUGAGGAGGGGUCAGCACACCUUGGGGAGGAGAUCUUGGCCCUGCGCAAGAAGCUUCGCAGCACCCAGCAAGCCCUGCAGUUUGCCAAGGCCAUGGAUGAGGAGCUGGAGGACCUGAAGACUCUGGCCAAGAGCCUGGAGGAGCAGAAUCGCAGCCUUCUGGCCCAAACCCGGCAGGCGGAAAAAGAGCAGCAGCAUCUGGUGGCUGAGAUGGAGACUCUACAGGAGGAGAACAGGAAGCUGCUUGCCGAGCGAGAUGGAGUGAAGAGGAGAAGUCAGGAGCUGGCCGUGGAGAAGGACACUUUGAAGCGGCAGCUCUAUGAAAGUGAACACCUCAUUUGCCAACGAGACACCAUCCUCUCUGAGCGUACGCGCCAUGUGGAGAGCCUGGCCCAGACCUUGGAAGAAUACAGAGUGACAACACAGGAACUGAGGCUGGAGAUCUCACGCCUGGAGGAGCAACUGAGUCAGACCCACGAGGGGCCAGAUGAGCUACCUGAAGGGGCCCAGGUGACAACAAUGGGCUGGACCAAGCUGCUGCCCCCAUCGCUGGGCUUGGAGAUCGAGGCCGUUCAGCAGAAACAGGACGUGGCAACUGCUGAUCUCUCCAGCCCUCUGUGUGGAGUGUGGCAAUGGGAAGAAGUCAUCAAUGAAACCAGUGAGGAAGCUGAGUUUCUAUCUGAAGCCCCAGCUGGGGGACAGAGAAACUUCCAGGGAGAGCCAGCACACCCUGGAGAAGGAAGGAAGGAGCCGUCCAUGUGGUUAACCAGAAGAGAGGAAGAGGAGGCUGCAGAGAGCCAGGUCACGGCUGAUCUCCCCAUCCUGCUAAGAGACUCUCACUCUGGAGACAUCGCAGAAAGCCCUCCAAGGAGCCCUGCCCAGCAGGAUCUCCGGCAAGCCCUGGUCCCUGUGAUGAAGGAGCUGGUCCCAGUCAGGAGGAGACCCUGGGGCCAGCUCUUCCUGCCCCCACAGCAACUCAGGGUCACUCGGUAUCCGCUGAUCCCAGCUCCAGUCCUGGGCCUGCUGCUGCUGCUGCUCUCUGUCCUGCUGCUGGGCCAGUCCCAACCUCCCACCUUGCCCCACCUCCAGCUCUGCUACCUCCAGCCCCCUCCAGUGUGAGAGGCUC
This is a messenger RNA of Saimiri boliviensis boliviensis (Bolivian squirrel monkey), 2671 nucleotides long. NCBI's taxonomy places the organism in Eukaryota, Metazoa, Chordata, Mammalia, Primates, Cebidae. The record is from RefSeq and is a predicted model, not a curated record.